AUGUCUGGCGCAAACAACAGUAUCAAGGUUGUCGCCCGAUUCCGUCCACAGAACAAAGUGGAACUGGCGUCGGGCGGCCAGCCCAUUGUCUCCUUCAGCAGUGAGGAAACAUGUACUCUGGACUCCAAGGAGGCCCAAGGCUCCUUCACCUUCGACCGUGUCUUCGACAUGGAGUGUAAGCAGUCCGAUAUUUUCGACUUUUCCAUCCGAUCGACCGUCGAUGAUAUUCUCAAUGGUUACAACGGAACCGUCUUUGCCUAUGGUCAGACGGGUGCCGGAAAGUCCUACACCAUGAUGGGUUCCAGCAUCGACGACGAGGAGGGGCGAGGUAUUAUCCCCCGUAUCGUCGAACAAAUCUUCGCCAGUAUCAUGUCUAGUCCCAGCACUAUCGAGUACACGGUUCGAGUCAGUUAUAUGGAAAUCUACAUGGAGAGGAUUCGCGAUUUGCUUGCGCCUCAAAACGACAACCUUCCCGUCCACGAAGAAAAGAAUCGCGGUGUCUACGUCAAGGGCCUUCUCGAGGUCUAUGUCUCCAGCGUCCAGGAAGUCUACGAGGUUAUGAGAAGAGGUGGAAACGCCCGAGCCGUUUCUGCAACCAACAUGAACCAGGAAUCUUCCCGCUCGCAUUCCAUCUUCGUCGUCACCAUUACCCAAAAGAAUGUCGAGACCGGAUCGGCAAAGAGUGGUCAGCUUUUCCUGGUCGAUUUGGCCGGUAGCGAAAAGGUUGGAAAGACCGGCGCCAGUGGUCAGACGCUGGAGGAAGCAAAGAAGAUCAACAAGAGUUUGAGUGCUCUCGGAAUGGUCAUCAACGCCUUGACCGACGGCAGAUCAUCCCACGUCCCCUACCGCGAUUCCAAGUUGACCCGUAUCCUCCAAGAAUCUCUUGGAGGUAACAGUCGGACAACACUCAUCAUUAAUUGCUCUCCCAGUAGUUACAACGACGCUGAAACCCUUGGCACCCUCCGAUUCGGUACUCGUGCAAAGGCAAUCAAGAACAAGGCCAAGAUCAACGCCGAGCUCAGUCCCUCCGAACUCAAGGCACUGCUCGGCAAGGCCAGAGGCCAAAUUUCGACUUUCGAAACGUAUCUCUCAAAUUUGGAAGGCGAAGUUCAGCUCUGGCGUGCCGGAGAGGCCGUUCCUAAGGACAGAUGGGUGGCCCCCUUGUCCGCAGAUGGCGUAGCUGGGACUAAAGCCGAAGCAAAGGCGCCUCGUCCUUCAACACCAUCCCGCCUCCUACCCGACAGCAGAUCCGAGACCCCAGCCAUCUCCGAGCGGUCAGGAACACCAAGCUUACCACUCGACAAGGAUGAGCGCGACGAGUUCCUGCGCCGGGAGAACGAGCUCCAGGACCAGAUUGCCGAGAAGGAGUCUCAGUACAACGCAGCAGAAAAGACUCUUCGGGAGACCAAGGAGGAGCUUGCCUACCUCAAGGAGCACGAUGCGAAGACUGGGAAGGAAAAUGAGAAGCUGAACGGGGAGGUGAACGAGGUCAAGAUGCAGAUUGAGCGACUUACCUUUGAGGGCAAGGAGGCGCAGAUCACCAUGGAUGCGCUCAAGGAGCAAAACGCCGAGCUGACUGCGGAGCUGGACGAGGUCAAGCAGCAGCUUCUGGACGUGAAGAUGAGCGCCAAGGAAACAAGUGCCGUCCUCGAUGAGAAGGAGAAGAAGAAGGCUGAGAAGAUGGCCAAGAUGAUGGCUGGCUUCGACCUCGGGGCCGAUGUGUUCAGCGACAACGAGAAGGCCAUCUCGGAGGCUAUUUCCCAACUGGAGGCCCUUCACGAGGUCAGCUCCACUGGCGAGGUUGUCAACCCAGAUGAGCUUCAGGCUCUGAAGUCACGCUUCGUCGAGAUCCAAGGAAUCGUUAGACAAGCUGAGCUGUCUGUCUACAGUGCUUCCUCGAGCGAAGCAGAUGCCCGUCGCAGAGCCGAGCUCGAAGACCGCCUCUCGGCUCUUCAGCAGGAGUACGAGGAGCUCUUGACCCGCAACCUUGGGGAGAACGAUGUCGAGGAGAUCAAGGCUCGCCUGGAGAGUGCCUACUCCAACAAGCAGACCACGUCCAUGGAGCUUGUUGAUGAGCUCAAGGCCGAGAUUGCCCAGAAGGCUGCCGAGAACUCCAAGAUGAAGACUCUUAUCGAGGAUCUUCAACAGAGAGUCAAGGCUGGUACCGCCGCGCCCAUGGCGAACGGCAAGUCGAUUCAGCAACAGAUUGCCGAGUUCGACAUUAUGAAGAAGAGCCUUAUGCGCGAUCUUCAGAACCGUUGCGAACGUGUGGUUGAGCUCGAAAUCUCGCUUGACGAGACAAGAGAGCAGUAUAACAACGUGCUCCGCUCAUCCAACAACCGGGCCCAACAGAAAAAGAUGGCCUUCCUGGAGAGGAACCUUGAGCAGCUUACUCAGGUUCAGCGCCAGCUCGUCGAGCAGAACUCGGCACUGAAGAAGGAGGUGGCCAUUGCUGAGCGUAAACUCAUUGCUCGUAACGAGCGCAUCCAGAGCUUGGAGAGCCUGCUACAGGAUAGCCAGGAGAAGAUGGCUUCUGCGAACCACAAGUUUGAGGUUCAGCUUGCUGCUGUCAAGGAGAGGCUAGAGGCAGCCAAGGCUGGCAGCACUCGCGGCCUGAACUCUCCCUCGCUGGGCGGCUUCAGCUUCUCUGGUGCUGGCAGCCGCAUCGCCAAACCCCUCCGUGGCGGUGGUGCUGAUAACCAGGGACCUUCCAUCCCUGUCAUCAACAGCAUCCAGCAGAACGAGGGCAGUGCCGGCAAGCGAAGCAGUUGGUUCUUCUCUCAGAAGUCUUAA
Molecule: messenger RNA, 2793 nt
Organism: Colletotrichum tamarilloi
Lineage: Eukaryota; Fungi; Ascomycota; Sordariomycetes; Glomerellales; Glomerellaceae
Product: kinesin heavy chain
Exons: 3
Coding region: 1-2793 (930 amino acids)
Biological process (GO): spindle elongation; microtubule-based movement; mitotic spindle organization
Cellular component (GO): microtubule associated complex
Molecular function (GO): microtubule motor activity; ATP binding; microtubule binding
Source: RefSeq, a predicted model, not a curated record